Messenger RNA from Arachis ipaensis, 557 nucleotides. NCBI's taxonomy places the organism in Eukaryota, Viridiplantae, Streptophyta, Magnoliopsida, Fabales, Fabaceae. The record is from RefSeq and is a predicted model, not a curated record.
AUGGCAAAAAUCCCCAGCGGGGCGGCUGAUUUUGCUGCACAUGUAAGUGAGGAAUCCGCAUUUAUUGAUACAAAGAGUGAGUUGGAUUAUUAUCUUGAAGAGAGACCGGUACCACAAACUGAACAUGAUUUUGAUAUCUUAAAUUGGUGGAAGUCAAAUGGGGCGAAGUUUCCUACUUUGCAAGCUAUUGCUAGGGAUUUUUUGGCGAUUCCUAUCUCUACCGUUGCCUCUGAAUCUUCAUUUAGUACGGGUGGUCGAUUUGUUACACCACAUCGUAGUAGGUUGCGUCCGGACACAUUAGAGGCUCUAAUGUGUAAUCAAGAUUGGCUUUGGAAUGAACUUGGCACCACAACUAACAUAGGAUUUGAGUGCUACACAAUUCAUAAUAUUGAAGGAGAUGUUGACGAUUCAAGUAAGUCGGAAUCUACCAUCACUACCAUUACAGGAUGAAAGAAAGAUUGAGACGGUGGAAUUAUGUUUUUGUGAUGUCAUGUACUUUAUUUAGUUGUUUAUGAAUAUGGUAGUUUGUUUAUGUAAUAUUUGGUUGUUUAUGGAUA